This is a messenger RNA of Rotaria sp. Silwood1, 963 nucleotides long. The record is from the annotation of a GenBank genome assembly. NCBI's taxonomy places the organism in Eukaryota, Metazoa, Rotifera, Eurotatoria, Philodinida, Philodinidae.
AUGUUUAUUUCUACUCCAUACUUUUGUUUCAUUCCAGUGUCACCACGUGCAAGUAUGGUUGAUAUUCAUCCGAAUGCAACAUGGUCAAAGAAUGGUAUCACUGUUGCUGGAGGAAAUGGAAAUGGCAGUGGAACCAAUCAACUCCAUUUGUCAUGGGGUAUGUACAUCGACGAUGAUCAAACAAUAUAUGUCGCUGAUGGAUAUAAUCACCGUAUUGUGGAAUGGAAAUCUGGUGCAACGAAUGGCACAGUAGUUGCUGGUGGAAAUGGUCAGGGGAACGGAGAUCAUCAAUUAAAUUGCCCAGUAGAUGUGAUUAUUGACGAAAAGAGCGAUAGUUUCAUCAUCUCUGACCGUGAGAAUAAAAGGGUAGUUCGAUGGCCUCGUCGAAAUGGUACUCGAGGAGAAACAAUUAUUUCAAAUAUUUCUUGCAUGGGUUUGACAAUAGACGACAAUGGUUAUCUCUAUGUCGUUGACGGUGGAAAACAUGAAGUAAGACGAUAUAAAAUUGGUGACACUCAAGGCAUAGUAGUUGCUGGUGGUAAUGGAAACGGAACUCGUCUCGAUCAACUCUCUGGUCCCCGCUACGUAUUUGUCGACCAAGAUCAUUCAGUUUAUGUGUCUGACGGGGAAAAUGAUCGUGUAAUGAAAUGGGAAGAAGGUGCAAAACAAGGCGUUGUCGUAGCCGGUGGUCAAGGAAAGGGAAAUAGUCUUACACAAUUGAAUUGGCCUAAUGGAGUCGUUGUCGAUCAAUUGGGCACUGUCUUUGUGGCUGAUCAUUACAAUCAUCAAAUCAUACGUUGGCUAAAAGGAGCCACGCAAGGAAGUAUUAUUAUUGGUGGAAAUGGGAGAGGUGAACGGUCAAAUCAACUUAAAUUUCCCGUAGAUUUAUCAUUCGAUCGACGUGGCAAUCUCUAUGUCGUCGAUAAGGACAAUUAUCGAGUACAAAAAUUUAACAUCGAAUAA